Messenger RNA from Phragmites australis (common reed), 979 nucleotides. RefSeq lists its product as uncharacterized. The record is from RefSeq and is a predicted model, not a curated record. Lineage: Eukaryota; Viridiplantae; Streptophyta; Magnoliopsida; Poales; Poaceae. The transcript has 3 exons. The coding region runs from base 1 to 834 and encodes 277 amino acids. Gene Ontology annotation, molecular function: enzyme inhibitor activity.
AUGGACGCCAUUCGGGAGGCCAAACCAUCAACCUGCAGCAUCUCUCAGUUUCUUCGUCUCUGUUUCUUGGCUGGCCGCCCUCUAACACUCCUCAGCAAAACCAUCGAGGGCGGUCAAAGAGAAACGGGCACGACGAGCACCAUGGUGCGGUUCAUCGUCGCCCCGCUCCUCCUCCUCGCCGUCGCCUUCGUGGCCUCCGUCGAGGGCCGCGUGGAGGACCCCGUCCUCCGUCCCAUCAAUGGCACCAACUCCGUCAGCGCCUCCAUCUCCAACGUCUGGAUCGUCGCCCGCAAGUUAUUAACCAGCGACGUCCGCCCCGUCGCUCCCCUCGAUACUUCCUUGUUGGACGACAGCACCUCUGGGUUCCGCAAGUUGACCGGCGAGGACGAGUGCCAGCGGACAUGCGACCAGGUGCACUUCAAGACGAUGUGCCGGAGCUUGACGAGGAUGCCGGGGGUGACCACGCCACGCGAGCUCCUGCAGGCGGCGGUGCGUGCGGCGAUCGGCAAGGCGAAGCUGGCCAAGCGCCGUGUCGACGAGUACGCGGCGAGCUCGCACGAGGGCAACCCGAUGGCUUCCAUCCUCGAGACAUGCGGCCAGGCGUACGACAACGUGGCGCAGGCGCUCGAGGAGACGCAGCAGCUCAUCGACGCCCACCCCACGCACGCGGACCUCAUGAGCAAGGUGUCGGGCGUCAACACGUUCGCCGUCGACUGCGACAACGCCUUCGAGGAGCGGCCGGAGAUCAAGUCGCCGUUCGCGGCCGCGCAGCGGAACGUCUACCGCCUCGUGGACAACGUCCUCAACAUCGCCUACUUCGUCAAGCAAGUCUGAACUCUGAGCUCUGAAGCAUAGCAUGCGAGCACGUGAGCCGCGAACUCACCGGUUGUAAAGGCAGGGGGUGGUGGUGUAUCGAUCUCCCGCACUUGAAUAUAUAUGAACAAGGCUUGAGAAAAAAUUGUACGUAGGUGUAUCUUAA